Molecule: messenger RNA, 2191 nt
Organism: Pangasianodon hypophthalmus (striped catfish)
Lineage: Eukaryota; Metazoa; Chordata; Actinopteri; Siluriformes; Pangasiidae
Product: vesicle-associated membrane protein 5
Exons: 3
Coding region: 378-680 (100 amino acids)
Biological process (GO): Golgi to plasma membrane protein transport
Cellular component (GO): plasma membrane
Source: RefSeq, a predicted model, not a curated record
UGUUAUUGUAUUAACAGCAACAUUCAUUCAGUUUUCUUCAUGAUUAUCAUUAUUAUAGUUUUUUUAUGUCAAUCUGGCAACCCAGGACGAGGGACAGCCUCAUGCACAUGUGCAACCACAGAGCAGAAAAGGUUCCUUUAAAAACUCAGCACAGAGCACUGAGCUCAGAGAACCUAGCGGGAAGCAAGAGCUCACACGCACACACACACACACACACAUAGACUCAUACACACAUACACACAUACACACACACACACAAAGACAAAGACAAAUACGAGACAGGCUUCAGGACCAGAGCUGCUGGAGGUUUAAGGCUGUCUUUCGGAUGUCCUUUAGAAGACGUCAGUGACCCAAGUGCAGAGACAAAGACAGAAACGAUGACCAACAUGGAGAACGGGCGAAGCCAGCUGCAGCAGGCUCAGCAGGACGUGGAGGAGGUUCGCGUGAUCAUGUUGGAGAACCUGAACAAGGCCAGUGAGCGUGAGGGGAAACUGGGAGACCUGGAGAACAGAGCUGACCAGCUACUGGAACAGAGCAAGGUUUUUUCCAAAACUGCAAACCAAGUGAAGCAAAAAAAGCAAUGGGAGAACAUGAAGAUGAAGGUGAUCCUGGCAGUCAUCGUUGGAGUGGUGGUGGUGGUGGCUGUCGUCAUAAUUGCUGUGUUAAACGUUAAUCGUUAAGUUAAUCGGUACUGAGUGAAAAACAAUUCCGGUUGACGUGCAAAAAGGAAGAGAAGAUGAAUUGCUUUGUUUUUGCAGGUUGCUCAGGAAAUCAUGGAGUCGGUUCAUUUGUUAAACGCUAGCGUCGGGACUCGUGCUAAAGCGCUGUGUUUGUCCUAGCUUAAAAAAUCUCAGAGUGUGUUCAAAGAUCUGAUGGUACUCGUGGACACUUGCUGCUGUCUUUGCUUUCAUUUCUACAUAAGUAUCGUCCGUAACUGGCCUCUGUGCAAACAUCUGAAUAGUUAACCGAACAAAUGUGUGUUGGAGGAACCGGUAGAUGAGGACACUGAGCUGACGGUGAAGAACUUUCAGAAGCUUUUCUGCUGGAAAUGGUGAAGUUGGUCAUACUGUUACUCUUCAAACUGAGGAAAGAAGACUGUAGAUGCAUUUUAAAUGUAUUGAAUAUGGAUUACUGUUGGUGACCAUGUAUUGAUGUGUCGGAUCAGUUAACCUCAUAGAACCUAUAGUACCAGUACACUCUUAGAAAAAAAGGUUCCCUAUAGCCCUAUAAAAAGAUUCCCUUUGGCCCAGCUUUGCUGUCGCAGACAAAAUCACACCUCAUAAAAAAAGAAUUCUUUGGUGGUGAGUUGAGAUCUGCAGUCUUAGAACGCACCACGAGACACUCUCACAUUAUUCACGGCUGAUUUAGUGUGACCCAAAACAGCUGGCAGGGUGAGAAAUGUUUUAUUAAGAUCUCUGAGCGUGAGCGCUGCUACGACGCUCAUCUAAAAUGCACCAAUAGGAGGACGGCGUAGGACGACGCCAAACUCCCGGGACAGCUACAAGUACGGUAGUGGCGGUGGUGAAACUUAAACGAAACAUGGGAUUUAAAAGAAGAGAGGUUUGUUGAAUUGUGGUUUAAGCACAAGAUCAUUAAAAAUACUGACUUGCUCAUAUUUUCUGUAUGCUCACACCGAUGGAUGAUGCAAACAGAGUGCGGUCAUUUUCUGCAAUCACAGGUCUAUCGUUAGAGGAUCUUCAUCAUGUAAUCUGACAUAUACAACACACAUUAUUGCACAAUCUGAUAUAUAAUUUGGCCAAGAUUCUAUUAGGACCUUGUACAGUGUGACUAAAACUGGUUUAAAUGGGAGUAAACAGAUUUUAUAUUUUUUUUAAAGCCUUUAGAAAGCUACAUCUAUUAACCAUCUAAAGAACCCUUGGGGAACCCUCUUUUUUUCCUAAGCGUGCAAACUCACUAAAAUGAGUAUCAGUAAAAAAUAUUACAAUUGUGACUCUAUUGGAAGUUUUUGUCUAUAAAAGUUAAUAAACCUUCAUUUAAAAAGACAUUCUUGUCAUUCAGCAUUGUAAGCUGUGUUCUUUAGUAUCCGAUGUUUCUGAAUAAGGUGCAUCUGAAAUUGAUGCUGCUAAAAUAAAGCAUAUGGGUUUUUUUUUUUUUUUUUUUGAGUUGUCAGUUUGCUUGUAAGUCUGAUGUUUUGUAUUGUCUUAAUAUAAAAUACAAAGAAUUCUCAUUA